GAAUUGGCAACACUAUUUAACUCGAAUGCAUAAAAAAAGACCUAAACCGCUCUAAAUUCUGUUUCAAUGGUCUGUAAAUUUUUAUAUUGUAGCCUGUAAAGUUUGAUUCUAAUUUGGUUAGUUAAAGUCAUUAAAAAGAGGAGCAAAGGGAAAGGAAAACGUAUAAUGGCGACAACAGAAACACAAAUUGUUGUAAACACGAAUUUGCAAAAGCAAGACCUUAACAAUUUGGAAGUUAAUAACUUGACUCCCUUGUCGCCGGAGGUAAUUUCACGGCAGGCUACAAUAAAUAUUGGCACAAUUGGCCAUGUAGCUCAUGGUAAAUCAACAGUGGUCAAAGCCAUUUCAGGUGUGCAGACGGUUCGGUUUAAAAAUGAACUCGAAAGGAACAUUACCAUAAAACUUGAACGCAUAAGUCUCCAGCGCAUGAAAGCUUUGCUGGCAUCGCCACGGUUAUUGCGUGAGUUCGAGGAGAGUCAGGAACUGAAACAAUUGCAAAGACAACAUCUUAAUCGGCAACAAUAUAAUUAUAAUUCUUUUCACUGGCUGGCGUGCCCAUUACCGCGCACACCACUAGACGCGACGCAAACACGACUUAAUGCUUUAACUCCCAGUAGUGGUUAUGAAAGUUUCAAUGAUAAUUCUUCCACACACAGUGGUGAAUCAAUGAAAAUAUCCGCAAGAGAAUGUUUAGCUAAAAAACAGAGGAAACCAGUCAAACGCCAUAAUAAGUUAAAGACACCAUCGCAGUCACUUUCGUUGAAAAAAGGUCUUUUCAGUAAUGCCACUGCCAUCCGAAAAAGCCAACAAGAAUAUGUGAUUGAAGAAAUAGAGUGCGUUGAGUCUCUUAAUGGCCAACCAGUAUUUUAUGUGAAAUGGCUCAAUUACUCAAGGGACCAAAACACUUGGGAAGACCUAGACAAUAUAAGUGAGUGCUCUUUAUUGGAUGAUUUUAUUGACCACUAUACAUCGUUAUACCGUCAUAGCAUUGUCUGCAUUAUUAACGAAGCGCAGCAAAAUAUUAUCAAAGAAAAUCUUACCUUGGACCCUAAGGAAUUAGACGUCCGGGAAUUGGACAAAUAUGAUGAACAUAUGAUAAAACUGGAGGUAGAUCUUAUACUGUUGGCUCAAUUUGAAGCAUCACGUUCUCGUAAUUAUCGAGAUUCGCAAAAGAUACGUAAACGUAUAUUGCGUGCUUUGCUUCUGAAACCGUGGUUUAUUCAACGUAAACAACAGCAAAUUUCAUUGCUGCAAUGGCAAGAUCAUGCAAACUUAGUAGAAGGUAAUGCUCCUAUAAAGGUGGAAAACAACGUCGAUUUGGAUGUCCUAGAUCCAAAUUUCAAAUAUAUAUGCGAAAAUCUUGCAGGUAAAGGCGUUGCAAUCGGCAAUGAACCGCCGGUUGGUUGUAAUUGUCUAGACGGUUGUAAGCCACUUGCAACCAAAUGCUGUGCUCGCAUGGCUGAUGGGUAUUUUGCCUAUGACAAGAAGGAACGUUUGCGCAUCAAACCUCGCGAGGCGAUUUACGAAUGCAACAAAAGCUGUCAAUGUCCAAUAGAUUGUCCCAACCGAGUCAUACAACGUGGUCGUCGAAAUGCCUUAAGUCUUUUUAAAACCAGCAACGGGUGUGGCUGGGGAGUACGUACCGAUAAGGCCAUGUGCAAAGGCGAAUAUGUUUGCGAAUAUGUAGGCGAAAUUAUUACUGUCGAAGAAGCAAAUGAAAGAGGUAAACGUUAUGAUACGAUUGGCAGAACAUAUCUGUUCGAUUUGGAUUAUGAUACCAGUUCCGAUACCAAAUACACUAUCGAUGCGGCACAAUAUGGUAACAUUGGGCAUUUUGUCAAUCAUUCCUGCGAUCCUAACCUAGGGGUGUACUCAUUCUGGAUUGAUAAUCUUGACAUAAAAAUGCCGCGUUUGGCGUUUUUCACAUUAAGAUUGAUCAAAGCUGGCGAAGAGUUGUCCUUCGACUAUAUACAAAACGCGCCCGACUUGGAUGACUAUGAAAACCUUUCAAACGCUGAAAAAAUUACUUGUCGUUGCGGUGCAGACAAUUGCCGCAAAGUUUUGUUUUAACUUUCCUUAAAUAGAUUUCACUCUUUUUUUAAUUUUUAACCCACCACUUGCAGACAUAUUUAUGGAUAUAUUAAUUGUGUCUUUUAAUUGGGUGCCCUCAAACGUGCUGUAUAUUAAAAAUGUGGCCACAGUCACUCUUUCGUCCGUUCGUCUUUUCACAUGACCGUCUUGAAGUGUCUCAAUUGGAAAAAUGUGAUUGAAAAAAAUUUACUUCUCCAAAUUUCGACAUAAAUUUCCACAAAUUUAACGCAAUCUAUUGUCUGACACAGACAAUACGAUAUUAAGCAGACAUUUUAAUAUUUACUUAAAAGUGGCGGAUAUAGAUAUUUCACGGCACAAAGGGAAUAUAAUUUCCAUGUUCUGUAUCAUAAAACUACGUAUCAUUGUUAAUUUCACUCUUGUAAACUCGAUGUAGAUAUUUAAAUAGAAAAGAUUAUUAUACAUAAUUUUUAAGCUAUCAUCUGGUGGAUUUUGGUAUUCUUAUUAUAUAUAAUUGUCAUAAAUGUUACAAAUAUAUAUGCACACUGAAGGCACCGCUCAUUUCGUGUUGUUUAAUUUAAACUU
This is a messenger RNA of Glossina fuscipes, 2634 nucleotides long. RefSeq names its product eukaryotic translation initiation factor 2 subunit 3. Bases 166 to 2070 code for a protein of 634 amino acids. Gene Ontology annotation, molecular function: GTP binding; protein binding; histone H3K9 methyltransferase activity. Lineage: Eukaryota; Metazoa; Arthropoda; Insecta; Diptera; Glossinidae. Gene Ontology annotation, biological process: positive regulation of translational fidelity; formation of translation preinitiation complex. Gene Ontology annotation, cellular component: nucleus; cytosol; eukaryotic translation initiation factor 2 complex. The record is from RefSeq and is a predicted model, not a curated record. The transcript is spliced from 3 exons.